This is a messenger RNA of Sphenostylis stenocarpa, 1083 nucleotides long. The record is from the annotation of a GenBank genome assembly. Lineage: Eukaryota; Viridiplantae; Streptophyta; Magnoliopsida; Fabales; Fabaceae.
AUGGAUACAGGCAGUUCCACAGAUGAAACCACCACCACCAUCGACUCUCUUUCCCUUCCGCCCAAUAUAUCUCCGCCGCCUCUUAGCCGCGCCGGAAGCGGCAUCGUGGACCCCGACGGUGUUUCCGGAGAGGCCGAAUCCCGCAAACUUCCAUCCUCCAAAUACAAAGGCGUGGUGCCGCAACCCAACGGUCGUUGGGGCGCUCAGAUUUACGAGAAGCAUCAGCGCGUCUGGCUCGGCACCUUCAACGAGGAAGACGAAGCCGCCAGAGCCUACGACAUCGCCGCGCAGAGGUUCCGCGGCCGCGACGCCGUCACGAACUUCAAGCCUCUAGCCGGGGCAGGCGACGACGCCGAGACCGAGUUUCUCAACUCGCAUUCCAAGUCCGAGAUCGUCGACAUGCUUCGCAAGCACACCUACGACGACGAGCUCCAGCAGAGCACUCGCGGUGGCAGGCGCCGCGGCAACGCAGAGGCCGCGUCGCGGUGCGACGAGAUGGCGCGUGAGCAGCUGUUCGAGAAAACGGUGACGCCAAGCGACGUUGGGAAGUUGAAUCGAUUGGUGAUACCGAAGCAGCACGCGGAGAAGCACUUCCCCUUGAGCGGUGGAUCCGGUAGCGGAGUGUCGCCGUGCGCUGUGGCGGCGGCGAAGGGAGUGCUGUUGAACUUCGAGGACGUUGGAGGGAAAGUGUGGCGGUUUCGUUACUCGUAUUGGAAUAGUAGCCAGAGCUACGUGCUAACCAAAGGAUGGAGCCGGUUCGUGAAGGAGAAGAAUUUGAGAGCUGGCGACGCGGUUCGGUUUUUCAAGUCAACCGGACCGGACCCGCAGCUUUAUAUAGACUGCAAGGCCAGGGGUAGUGGCGGUAUUUGUGAGGUUAAUAGUAACAAUAAUGGUGGGAGUUUGUUUCUUCCGGUGGGACCGGUUGACGAGCCGGUUCAUAUGGUUCGGCUUUUCGGGGUGAACCUUUUGAAACUACCCGGUUCGGAUGGUGGUGUCGGGGUUGGUUAUGAGCGGAAGCGGAAAGAGAUGGAACUGUUUGCAUUCGAAUGCAGUAAGAAGUUUAAAGUAAUUGGAGCUUUGUAA